AUGUCCUGUGUCACCUAUACCAUCAAGACCCUCUUCUGUGUUAAGGAGUCUCUACAAAGAUCCCAGGUCGUCGUGUGCAUGACAACACACACUGUCCAGAUAGAGAACUUCAAGCCGGGAGUGUCUGGUCUCUUUGUCACCAACAAGGAGAGUCCAGCUGAGGGGUGGAGCCAGCAGAGAGGAGAGGAGGGCCAGGAGCGGGGAGACCGCCUCCUGCGGCACGGCUUGAGCAUUGGCCUGCGGGCCAAAGGCUCCUGGCAAGCCUACAAGUGGUCCGACAAGCUGCAGUACCACGCAGGCCUGGCAGCCAGCCUCCUGAAUCAACAGGCGCUGAAACGCUCUGCUAACCAGAUGGGAGCGUCUGCGAAACGCCGGCCCAAGGCGCAGCCCGCCUCGCUCCUCCUGCCGCCUCAGUAUGUCGAUGACGUGAUCAGCCGCAUUGACAGGAUGUUUCCUGAAAUGUCCAUCCAGUUAUCCAGACCCAAUGGAACGUCAGCGAUGCUUCUGGUGACCUUGGGAAAGGUGCUGAAAGCGAUUGUCGUCCUGCGGAGCCUGCUCAUUGACCGAACGAUCGUGAAGGGCUACAACGAGAACGUCUACACGGAAGACGGCAAGCUGGAUAUAUGGUCCAAGUCCAACUACCAAGUGUUCCGGAAGGUGACAGACCACGCCACCACUGCCCUGCUGCACUACCAGCUGCCCCAGAUGCCACAUGUCGUGGUCCGGUCCUUCCUGACCUGGCUGCGAAGUUACAUAAAGCUGUUCCAGGCGCCCUGCCAGCGCUGCGGGAAGUUCCUGCGGGACGGCCUGCCCCCCACCUGGAGGGACUUCCGCACCCUCGAAGCCUUCCACGACACCUGCCGGCAGUGACCGCCCCUCCCCGCCCCUUCCCCCCCCAGGGGGUCAGGGGUCAGGAGUCAGACCGCCCAUGCCCCCCUCCCCCACCCCCCCAGGACAGCCUGGCUCUGAGGCGGAGCCUCCGAAGGACAGACUCCGUCCCGGUGGACGGGACACCUUGCGGGCGGCACAGCAACCUUAGACCCGGGAUGAGGGUACCGGCGGGCUCGGUGGUCGCUCUGCCUCCCGGGGAAUCGCCCUGGGAUCGUGUUCCCAGUGUUUUCACUGUGCUAGGGUGAGGGACUGAGGCAUAGAAGGGUUACAGAAUGUGCUAGCGGGAGGGACGGAGGCAUGGAAAGGUUACCUAUUGUAUUAGGGUCCGGGAUCAUGACAGAAAAAUUGCUAGAUUGUC
Messenger RNA from Myotis brandtii (Brandt's bat), 1249 nucleotides. Its product is annotated as mediator of RNA polymerase II transcription subunit 27. The record is from RefSeq and is a predicted model, not a curated record. Gene Ontology annotation, molecular function: transcription coactivator activity. The coding region runs from base 1 to 870 and encodes 289 amino acids. The transcript has 3 exons. Gene Ontology annotation, biological process: regulation of transcription by RNA polymerase II. Gene Ontology annotation, cellular component: mediator complex. NCBI's taxonomy places the organism in Eukaryota, Metazoa, Chordata, Mammalia, Chiroptera, Vespertilionidae.